AUGAACAGCGCCCCCAGCACCCAGCUUCGCUUGGCCUUUGACCGCGAUGCCGUGCUCUUCUCCGAUGAGACAGACUGCGUGUUCCAGGAGUGCGGGCUGCAGGGGGCCGUGCAGCACGAGAAAGCACUGGAGGCCGUGCCCAUUGGUGAACUGGGACUACUCCGAGAGAAGUUUAGCCAGGACGAGUCCCCGGUGCGCACAUACCUGGUGACAGUGCACAGCGAGGGGGACAUGAGUCUCCGGGCUCUGAACACCCUGCGGGCCUGGGGGCUGCACCUCGACAAGACCUUCUUCAUGGACGGGGCCCCCAAGGGGCCCACCCUGGCCCAGAUCCGCCCACACGUCUUCUUUGACGAUUCCCCUGAGCAACAUCCAGGGGGCUCAGGACUCCGGGGUCCCCUCCGCCCUGGUGCCCCGUGGCUGCUGAGGGGCCUCCGCAGAGCCCUCUCUGCCACUGUCUCUCCACUCAAUCUGUCUCUCUCUACCUCUGCGUCUGUCUCUGUCUCUUUCUUCCUUCAGUCACAUUGUCCAUCCCCCUGCCUCCGGGCAGGGCCACACUCACAGGACAGGGAAUCCAUGGCCUUCCCUGGCUGGGACUGUGAGGAAGGGCUCUCCCAGAGGGCUGCCCUAACUCUCCUCUGCUGUGUGUACAGAAAGUCCCCUCAAGGGGAACCGAGAACCAUGGGGUGGAACAGGCACAGAACAUACCAUCCAUCCAAGCCCUGGGUCUGAGCAAGGAGUUGGGGGCUGGGGGAGGGACACAAGCUCUUAUUAAUGCCUGCUGUGUGCUGGGCAUGGUGCUAACUGCCUACAGUAUUAUCUCAGCCUGGAGGGGUAGGUGCUAUUAGGAUUCUUACAGUUGAGGAAACUGAGGCAGACAGUGAUGAAGUGACUUGCCCAGGAUCACACAGCCAGGAGCCUCUGAGCUGGAGUUAAACUUAGGGGUGGGAGAGCUGAACUCUGCGGCUCCACCCAGAAGGCCUCAGGCAGCCAGCCCCUUCUGCUCUCUGGGCUUCAGGGACCCUUCUGUAAACCCAGGGGCUUUCCCAUUCUGUUUCCUUUCUUGCCCUUCCUUCUCUCACACUGUGAAAGGGGCCACGGAAGGGAUGCCAGGGCUGGGGGACGGGAGGCUGGUCAGGAAAUGGUCAAGGGCGCUGCUUAGCACCCUCCCAGAUGGGGCUGGGAAGUGGCUCUUCUCAAAGCUCCCCGCCUCUCCUGCCCUCCACCACAGAAUAAAG
Phascolarctos cinereus (koala) is the source of this 1238-nucleotide messenger RNA. The record is from RefSeq and is a predicted model, not a curated record. Lineage: Eukaryota; Metazoa; Chordata; Mammalia; Diprotodontia; Phascolarctidae.